GUUAUUUAGGGCCACCAUGAGCUUCUUAUUUUUUUUUGAAAAUGAAUUAUCAGCCCAUUGAUGAAGACUUACCCACAGGUAUUCAUCCUUAUCAAUACUCUAAAAACGACAAAGAUAAACAAACAGGAGAUUAUCAAACUUAUGUACCUGGACUGGAUACUAGAAAUGUUUCCACAGAGGACGUAGAGAAAGGAAGUGCUAGUUCUAGUUCAAGGCCGUGGUUGAAGGAAGCACUCAACUCCAUCCCAAACCAAGACUUUGCGGUGUAUACUGCUCCACUUCAACUCUUUUCAGAUCUGACACUACAAGACAGGCUAUUGCAAAUAUGGGGUUGUGCUCGUCCUUGGUCUGAAUUUUUUGAUAUUCGAAAGUUUCGUUUCCCCACUCAAGGAGAGAACGGUGUUGCUAGAGUGAAGACUAAUUUGGAAAAUUUCUUUUACAAUUACCUUAUCAGCUGUUGUUGUUUUCUAUUUGUGUUUCUCUUUGUUCACCCUAUUCAAGUAUUCUCUUUGAUGGUCUGUAUCUUGAUAGCUGUCUAUUUCUUUCUAUGGAAACAGGAGCCUAUUGUUAUUACGAAUGCGGUUCAUUUGGAUAUGAAUGGCAAACUAGUUGUAUUAGGAGUGACUGUCUUAUUAGGACUUUUAUUGGGUCAUAUGGCUACUAUACUAUUCAAUUUUACACUUUAUAUUACGGUUGUAGUUUUGUUACAUGCAUUCUUAAGGGAAAAUCAUAUAGAAGGAUGAAAGUUUCCUAUGUUAGAUAUGAAUAUAUAAAU
This is a messenger RNA of Galdieria sulphuraria, 775 nucleotides long. RefSeq lists its product as uncharacterized. The transcript has a single exon. The record is from RefSeq and is a predicted model, not a curated record. NCBI's taxonomy places the organism in Eukaryota, Rhodophyta, Bangiophyceae, Galdieriales, Galdieriaceae. Bases 42 to 743 code for a protein of 233 amino acids. Gene Ontology annotation, cellular component: Golgi apparatus.